GGAAUCUGCUAGCAAGAGGAAAUUCUAAAAUCCUCGGAGCAGUUGCAGGCAGCGUGUGCUGGGGAGCAGGAGUGCGGGUGUGGUGUGGAGAGCGUGAGCAUGCGUGCGUGUGUAAGAGUGUGAGAGCGAGGGGCAGACUUCCCAUAUGGACUAAAACCCUGAGAUGCAUAAGCUGGAGGUGGGGAACCUGUGCUGUGUGGACACAUGAAGGCUGCUACACAGUGUAGCUCGGACGCUGUGAGUUUCAAGAAUCUGGUGAAAGGGAGAGAGUGGACAAUGAAAAUGGACAUGGAGGAUGCUGACAUGACUCUGUGGACAGAGGCUGAUUUUGAAGAGAAGUGCACAUAUAUUGUAAAUGAUCACCCGCUGGAUCCCAGUGCCGAUGGAGGCACCCUAACUCAGGCAGAGGCUUCCUUGCCAAGGAACUUGACUUUCAAAUACUCAUCUAACUGCAAAGAGGUCACUGGAGUUAUAAGCAAAGAGUACAUCCCGAAAGGAACACGCUUUGGACCCCUGGUAGGAGAGAUCUAUACCAGUGAUACGGUUCCCAAGAAUGCAAACAGAAAAUACUUUUGGCGGAUCUAUUCAAGUGGUGAACUUCACCACUUCAUUGAUGGAUUUAACGAGGACAAGAGCAACUGGAUGCGUUAUGUAAACCCUGGCUACUCUGUUCAGGAGCAGAACUUGGCUGCUUGUCAGAAUGGAAUGAACAUCUACUUCUAUACCAUCAAGCCCAUCCCUGCCAACCAAGAGCUGCUUGUGUGGUACUGCCGAGACUUUGCAGAGAGGCUGCACUAUCCCCCCUCCAGAGAGCUGACAAUGAUGAACCUCACACAAACCCACAUUAAUCCAAAGCAGCACAGCGCUGAUAAAGAUGAGCUUUAUCAGAAAAGCGUCCCAAAGAAGGAGCACAGUGUGAAAGAAAUCCUGAAAAUGGAAUCCAAUCCUCCUAAAGGAAAAGACUUCUUUCAGACCAACAUUUCACCAGUUACUCCAGAAAAAGACUUGGAUGAUUUACGUAAGAACUAUAGCCCGGAGAGGUGUUUCUUCCCUCGAGUUGUCUACCCGAUCCGACCUCACAUUCCAGAAGACUAUCUGAAAGCUUCCUUAGCAUAUGGCAUGGACAGACCCGGCUACAUUACUCACUCGCCCAUCCAGGCAUCUACUACACCAAGUCCUUCUGGGAGGAGCAGCCCAGACCAAAGUUUAAAAAGUUCAAGCCCUCACAGUAGUCCAGGGGUCACAGUUUCACCUCUGGCACCUACUUCCCAAGAGCACAGAGAGCCAUACUCUUACUUGAACGGAUCAUAUGGCUCAGAAGGAUUGGGGUCUUAUCCUGGAUAUGCACCCCCUGGCCACCUCUCACCUGCCUUUCUGCCGUCCUAUAACCCCCAUUACCCCAAAUUUCUGUUACCUCCAUUCAACAUGAGCUGUAAUAACCUGAGCGCUUUGAACAAUAUCAAUGGCAUCAACAAUUUCAAUCUCUUCCCGAGGAUGUACCCUCUUUAUGGCAACCUUCUCAGUGGAGGUAGCCUUUCCCACCACAUGCUCAACCCCACCACGCUCCCCAGCUCAUUGCCCAGCGAAGGAGGCCGUCGACUGCUGCAGCCUGAUCAUCCGAGAGACUUCCUCAUACCAGCACCCAACAGUGCCUUCUCGAUCACGGGCGCUGCUGCCAGCAUGAAGGACAAGCCAUGCAGCCCUACCAGUGGGUCCCCCACCGCUGGUACAGCAGCCAGUUCGGAACACAUAAUGCAACCUAAACCUACCUCAGUGGUGUUGGCUGCCACCGGCGGUGAAGAAGCCAUGAAUCUCAUUAAAAGUAAGAGGAAUGUGACCGGUUACAAAACCCUCCCGUACCCACUGAAAAAGCAGAAUGGGAAGAUCAAGUACGAAUGCAACGUUUGCUCCAAGACCUUUGGCCAGCUCUCCAAUCUGAAGGUGCACCUCCGAGUACACAGCGGAGAGAGACCAUUUAAAUGCCAGACUUGCAAUAAGGGCUUCACGCAGCUGGCUCACCUCCAGAAGCACUAUCUGGUACACACGGGAGAAAAGCCCCACGAGUGUCAGGUUUGUCACAAGCGGUUCAGCAGCACCAGCAAUCUCAAAACCCACCUGCGGCUCCACUCUGGAGAGAAGCCUUACCAGUGCAAGCUCUGCCCAGCCAAAUUCACCCAGUUUGUGCACCUGAAGCUGCACAAGCGUCUCCACACCCGGGAACGCCCCCAUAAAUGCAUCCACUGCCACAAGAGCUACAUUCACCUCUGCAGCCUCCAGGUCCACCUGAAGGGCAACUGCCCCGUCGCCCCGGCCUCCGGCCUCUCCAUGGAGGACCUGAACCGGAUCAACGAGGAGAUCGAGAAGUUCGACAUCAGCGACAAUGCUGACAAGCUGGAAGAAGUGGAGGACAAUAUCGACUUGACAUCCAUCGUGGAGAAGGAUAUACUGACCAUGCUCAGGAGGGAAAUGGAAGGAGCUAACCUGAAAGUCUCUCUACAGAGGAACCUGGGAAAUGGGCUUAUCUCCUCAGGAUGCAACCUUUAUGAGUCGUCAGAUAUGUCAGUUAUGAAGUUGCCUCACGGUCACCCACUACCUCUGUUACCUGUAAAGGUCAAGCAAGAAACAAUUGAACCAAUGGACCCUUAAGACUUUUUGGCAAAGUGAUUUUUUUUUUUUUAUUUAUGACUUGGCAAGUCAGGGUGCCUGUAGCAGUUGCUUGUACAUAGUUUCAAUGCUGCAAAGCAAUCUUGGCUUACAGUAGUUUCCCUACGCUCUCCAGCUGAAAGAAGGAACUCCAAAGUUACUGUUUUCUCAGGGCAUAAAAAGGGGCAAAGGACUGUGCAUUGCCUCGCCAGUUACUAAGAGACAAUCAUCUAUCCAUAAUUAU
Molecule: messenger RNA, 2887 nt
Organism: Ficedula albicollis (Collared flycatcher)
Lineage: Eukaryota; Metazoa; Chordata; Aves; Passeriformes; Muscicapidae
Gene: PRDM1
Product: PR domain 1
Exons: 7
Coding region: 205-2646 (813 amino acids)
Biological process (GO): cell fate commitment; regulation of transcription by RNA polymerase II
Cellular component (GO): nucleus; cytoplasm
Molecular function (GO): RNA polymerase II cis-regulatory region sequence-specific DNA binding; DNA-binding transcription repressor activity, RNA polymerase II-specific; histone deacetylase binding
Source: RefSeq, a predicted model, not a curated record